UUAACAGUUACACCUGAUCAGGCCGCGAUCCAGAACGCAGCCCAUGGCCUUGAAGAUCGAAUAUACUCUUAGGGAGGCGACUGAAGAUGACAAAAAGACGCUGACUAUAAUCGAACUCGAUGCCGUUGCUCUCUUCAAGACAAUUCCAGAACUCGCUGAUCUCGGCGAAAGCCAUGCUUCGCCAGACCAACUUUCAACCUGGCUUUCCAAUGGCCGGAUCUACAUCGCAGAAGACAAUGGCAAGGCAGUGGGUUUUGUCGCCGCCGUCACCAUGGACACCACCCUAUACAUCGCCGAGAUAUCAACUAUUCGAGAAUACCAAGGAAAGGGUGUGGGACUAACUUUGAUCGCGGCUGUGCUUGACUGGGCGCGGGAAUUGUCAGCCGCAACUGGACGCAAACCACGGGUUUCGUUGACCACAUACCGUGAGAUUACGUGGAAUGCGCCCUACUAUCGCAAACGCGGGUUCAGAGAAGUGGAAGCAGAGACACUUGGCCCGAAGCACGUGGAAAAGAUGAACCACGAUCAGGGAGAAAGGAAUCUGGUACGGCCAGGUUAUACUAGGUGUUGUAUGCUUUGGGAGGAACAGUGAUGGAUACGAAAUUGCUGUUCCACGUACGAUCCUAUCGGCCCAAAAAAAAAAGCGGGAUAUCGUUUGGAUUAGAAAGCUGGGCUUACGCCAUGCUGGAGCGUAGGAUCACUAUAUCGUUCAUCAAUACCUCAGCGUUUGCA
Molecule: messenger RNA, 732 nt
Organism: Paraphaeosphaeria sporulosa
Lineage: Eukaryota; Fungi; Ascomycota; Dothideomycetes; Pleosporales; Didymosphaeriaceae
Product: acyl-CoA N-acyltransferase
Exons: 1
Coding region: 44-592 (182 amino acids)
Molecular function (GO): acyltransferase activity, transferring groups other than amino-acyl groups
Source: RefSeq, a predicted model, not a curated record